AUGCCUAAACUUAAAACGGUGAAAAACUGGGAGAAAGAAUACAACAUUAAACUCAAAUGGGAUGUACAACCUGGUGGAAAUGCUGGAAAUAUUCGAUGUUCGACGUGUAAAGAAUACGACGAUCGGCUCCAAGGGUUGAAAAACUACAGUCGUACAUGGGUCGAAGGCUCUAAAAGCGCGACCUCUGAUUCUGUGAAAAAGCAUGACAACACUGAUAUGCACAAGCAUGCUGUUGAUAUAGCAAUGAAAAAACAUCCUGGCUCCGAACGAUAUACCGAAAAUGUAAUGAAAACCACUCCAAUUGGGAAGUCAAUAACAAAGAUGGAAGAGCACUCAAAAAAAGUCUUGAAAAUGCGGUUCAACACAGCCUAUUACCUUGCCAAGAAGGAGAAGCCAUUUAAGGACUACCCCGAUUUGCUGGCACUGCAAGAAAAAAACGGAAUUGACAAACAAAGGGGAUACCGCACUCCUCAAGCUGCAGCAAAUUUUAUUGACUUUAUAGCAGAACAAUUUAAAGCUCCCCUGAAAGAAAUUCUUGUGAAAGCCAGGUAUUAAUCCAUUUUGACUGAUGGCAGUACGGACACAAGUGUAACUGAGCAAGAACUUAUUUACGUUAUGUUCCUCAAUGAUGAUGGACAAGUCAAUAUGAAAUUCCUUAGCAUCGAAAACCCUGCAGUUGCGGAUGCCACACAUUUGGUCGAGUGUAUUAAGGAAGCAUUUCAUCGCAUAGGCAUAGUAGAUUAUUCAUCCCAUUUACAUGGACUGAAUGUGGAUGGAGCUUCCGUCAACCUGGGAGUCCAUAGAGGUGUUGCAGCACUUUUGAAGCGGGAAUCUCCCUGGUUAACUGCCAUACAUUGCUUCAAUCACAGGAUCGAGCUGGCUGCAAAGGACGCAUUUGGAAACUCAGUUUUUGAAGAAAUUGACCAAAUGCUUGCGUUCUUCUACAAGAUUUAUCGAAACAGUUCCAAAAGAUUGAAAGCGCUGAAGGAGCUUGGUGCUGCAUUGGGAGAAAAACUGCCAAGACCUGUUAAGGCAUCAGGUACUUGA
Molecule: messenger RNA, 1047 nt
Organism: Paramuricea clavata
Lineage: Eukaryota; Metazoa; Cnidaria; Anthozoa; Malacalcyonacea; Plexauridae
Source: the annotation of a GenBank genome assembly